Molecule: messenger RNA, 1050 nt
Organism: Durusdinium trenchii
Lineage: Eukaryota; Dinophyceae; Suessiales; Symbiodiniaceae
Source: the annotation of a GenBank genome assembly
AUGGCCUGGAACUGGUUUGAUGCCAUACUUGUGCUAUUCUCCAUCAUUGAGAACUUAUUGCUCGCAACACACAACACUGCAUCUUCGGUCAACCUGGGCUUUUUGAGACUGGUCCGCCUGUGCAAGAUCGUCAAGAUCUUGCGGGUCUUCCGUACAUUGAGAUUCUUCAGUGAACUUAGAUUGAUGUUGGAUUGUGUAGUUGGAUCUUUGAUGAAUGUAUUUUGGUGCGUGAUCAUGCUUCUCUUUGUGAUAUACGUCUUUGCCCUGCUACUCCAACAAGGGGUGGUUCAAUAUCUGGCAGAGCACAAGGCUUCUUUGAGCGCAAAAGGUCUGGAUGAUCUCAUGACCUAUUUCGGUUCCGUUGGGGUGACCAUCGUGACCCUGUUUCAAUCCUGCACCUCUGGUGUAGACUGGAACGAACCAUAUUCCAGCUUGUUUCAUACGCGCGACGCGACCGGCGACCUUCUGCCCGUUGCUUUCCUGCUCUUUGUGGCUUUCGUUCACAUUUCAGUUUGGAAUAUUAUGACGAGUACUUUUGUGGAAAAGGCACUGAAACUGGCCCAGCCCGACAUCGAUAUGCUCAUUCUUGAACAGCAGCUUCAAGAUUUUGAAGACUGCCGGAUGCUAACGGAACUCUUCAAGAAGAGGCUAAUGAUUGACCAGGAGGGUCAUGAACGUUUGGGCCUGGAAGAGUUCCGAAAGAUCGUUGAGACCUAUGAAUUCAGGUCUUAUCUGCAAACCAGAGGUAUUGACAUCAAGAAUGCCGAGACGUUUUUCCAGAUGCUGGUCGAGUUGCAAGGGGAAUCCACCAUCGAUGCCAACACCUUUGCAAAUGCAUGUGUUCGCAUGAAGGGUGCAGCCACAAGCAUUGACCUACAGACAGUGAUGUUCACUACACAUUUGAUGAAUCAGGAACAGCGGCGAGCUUUCCAGAACCUCUAUGCUCGUCUCUUAAAGAUUGAGUCUGUACUACUCCAGGAGGAUUACCUGCUGGGGAACUAUGAUGACUAUCCUGCAGAUGAGGAUUCUGAACAUGAGGCGAAGGCAUAG